This is a messenger RNA of Pipistrellus nathusii (Nathusius's pipistrelle), 9123 nucleotides long. The record is from the annotation of a GenBank genome assembly. NCBI's taxonomy places the organism in Eukaryota, Metazoa, Chordata, Mammalia, Chiroptera, Vespertilionidae.
AUGCCGCCGCCCGCGCUGCCCUGGCUGCUGCUCCUGGCCGCGGCCGCCGCCCUGCCGGCGCUGGGGCCCCGGGCGGCCGCCUGGGAGCUGCGCGUGCCCGGCGGCGCCCGCGCCUUCGCCCUGGGCCCCGGCUGGACCUACGCGCUGGACGCGGCGCGCACCCCGCGGGCGCUCCGGGCGGCGCUGGACGUGAGCCGCGACGGGCGGCUGGGCGGGCGGCGGCGCGGGCCGGGCCCGGGGCCCCGCGGCUGCCCGCGCCUCGGGGGCCGCCCGCUGCCGCUGCACGUCCGCCUGGCGGCCCGCGGCGCCCCGGCCGAGCUGAGCCUCCGCCUGCGGGCGCGCGUGUCCGGCUCGGGCUGCGGCGCCCGGCCCCGGCCCCGGCCCCGCCGCGCCGUCCGCGCCGAGCUGCGCGCCAGGGCCGUGCUGACCGGGCCCGGCGCGGCGCUCUGCUUCCCGGGCCCCGGCGGCGGGGCCGCCCUGCACACGGCGCUGGCCGCGCUGACCACGUUCCCGGCCUGCAGCUGCCCGCCGCGCCCCGGCCGCCCCUGCCCGCGCCGGCCCGUCUGCCUGCCGCCCGGCCGCUCGGCCCGCCUGCGCCUGCGGUGCGCCCUGCGGCGCGCGCCCGGCGCCGUCCGCGUGGAGCUGGCGCUGGAGGCGGCCGCGGGGGCGCCCUCCCCGCCGCCGCCGCCGCCGCCGGGGCCGCUUGAGGCCGGGGCGCGGGCCGGGGCGGCGCGGCGGGCCCGGCGGGGCGCCGGCGGCGGCGGCGGCACCAGCCCCCAGUUCCCGCUGCCCAGCUACCAGGUGUCGGUGCCCGAGAACGAGCCGGCGGGCACGGCGGUCAUCGAGCUGCGCGCGCACGACCCGGACGAGGGCGAGGCGGGCCGCCUGAGCUACCGGAUGGAGGCGCUGUUCGACGAGCGCUCCGCCGGCUUCUUCCGCAUCGACGCGGACACGGGCGCCGUGAGCACGGCGCGCCCGCUGGACCGCGAGGCCAAGGACACGCACGUGCUCAGGGUGAGCGCCGCGGACCACGGCCGGCCGCCGCGCUCGGCCGCCACCUACCUCACCGUCACCGUGGGCGACGCCAACGACCACGCGCCGGCCUUCGAGCGGCCCGAGUACCGCGUGCGCGUGCGCGAGAACCUGGAGCCGGGCUGCGAGGUGCUGACGGUGCGCGCGGCCGACGGCGACGCGCCCUCCAACGCCGACGUGCGCUACCGCCUGCUCGGGGGCGCGCGCGGCGUCUUCGAGAUCGACGCGCGCUCCGGCGUGGUGCGCACGCGCGCGGCCGUGGACCGCGAGGAGGAGGCCGAGUACCGGCUGCUGGUGGAGGCCGACGACCAGGGCCGCAGCCCCGGCCCGCUCAGUGCCACGGCCGCCGUGCACAUCGCCGUGGAGGACGAGAACGACAACUACCCGCAGUUCAGCGAGGCGCGCUACGCCGUGCGCGUGCCCGAGGACGUGGCGCCGGACACGCCGGUGCUGCGCGUGCGCGCCACGGACCGCGACGCGGGCCAGAACGCGGCGCUGCACUACAGCAUCGUGAGCGGCAACCUCCGGGGCCAGUUCCACCUGCACGCGCUCAGCGGCAGCCUGGACGUGGUGCGCCCGCUGGACUUCGAGGCCGUGCGCGAGUACACGCUGCGCGUGCGGGCGCAGGACGGCGGCCGGCCGCCGCUCGCCAACGCCUCGGGGCUGGUGACGGUGACGGUGCUGGACGUGAACGACAACGCGCCCAUCUUCGUGAGCAGCCCGUUCCAGGCGGCCGUGCUGGAGAGCGUGCCGCCGGGCCACUCGGUGCUGCACAUCCAGGCGGUGGACGCGGACGCCGGGGAGAACGCGCGCCUGCGCUACCGCCUGGUGGACACGGCCCCGGCCCCCGCGGGCGGCGCGGGCGCCCCGGGCCCCGCCUCGGCCUCGGCCUCGGCCGCCGACUUCCCUUUCCAGAUCCACAACAGCUCGGGCUGGAUCACCGUGCGCGCCGGGCUGGACCGCGAGGCCGUGGAGCGCUACAGCUUCGCUGUGGAGGCGGUGGACCACGGCUCGCCGCCCAUGAGCGCCUCGGCCAGCGUGUCCAUCACCGUCCUGGACGUGAACGACAACGACCCCGCGUUCACGCAGCCGGCCUACGAGCUGCGCCUGAAUGAGGACGCGGCCGUGGGCAGCAGCGUGCUGACCCUGAGCGCCGUGGACCGCGACGCUCACAGCGUCCUCACCUACCAGCUCACCGGCGGCAACACCCGCAACCGCUUCGCGCUCAGCAGCCAGAGCGGCGGCGGCCUCCUCACGCUGGCGCUGCCGCUGGACUACAAGCAGGAGCGGCAGUUUGUGCUGGCCGUGACCGCCUCGGACGGCACGCGCUCGCACACCGUGCAGGUCUUCAUCAACGUCACGGACGCCAACACGCACCGGCCCGUGUUCCAGAGCUCGCACUACACCGUGAGCGUGCGCGAGGACCGGCCCGCCGGCACCUCCGUGGCCACCAUCGGCGCCACGGACGAGGACACGGGCGAGAACGCGCGCAUCACCUACGUGCUGGAGGACCCGGUGCCGCAGUUCCGCAUCGACCCCGACAGCGGCACCGUCUACACGCUGACGGAGCUGGACUACGAGGACCAGGCGGCCUACACGCUGGCCAUCACCGCCCGGGACAACGGCAUCCCCCAGAAGUCCGACACCACCUCCCUGGAGAUCCUCGUCCUGGACGCCAACGACAACGCGCCCCGGUUCCUGCGUGACUUCUACCAGGGCUCCGUGUUCGAGGACGCGCCCCCGUCCACCAGCGUCCUCCAGGUCUCCGCCACCGACCGGGACUCGGGCCCCAACGGCCGCCUGCUCUACACCUUCCAGGGCGGCGGGGACGACGGCGACGGGGACUUCUACAUCGAGCCCACGUCCGGCGUGAUCCGCACGCAGCGCCGGCUGGACCGGGAGAACGUGGCCGUGUACGCGCUCCGGGUCCUGGCCGUGGACCGGGGCAGCCCCGCGCCCCUGAGCGCCUCCGUGGACGUCCAGGUGGCCGUCCUGGACAUCAACGACAACGCCCCCGUGUUCGAGCGGGACGAGCUGGAGCUGCUGGUGGAGGAGAACCGCCCCGUGGGCUCCGUGGUGGCCCGCAUCCGCGCCCACGACCCCGACGAGGGCCCCAACGCCCAGAUCAUGUACCAGAUCGUGGAGGGCAACGCGCCCGAGGUCUUCCAGCUGGACCUGCUGAGCGGCGACCUGCGGGCGCUGGCCGAGCUGGACUUCGAGGCGCGACGGGAGUACGUGCUGGUGGUGCAGGCCACCUCGGCCCCGCUGGUCAGCCGGGCCACCGUGCGCGUGCGCCUCCUGGACCAGAACGACAACCCGCCCGUGCUACCCGACUUCCAGAUCCUCUUCAACAACUACGUCACCGAUAAGGCCAGCAGCUUCCCCGCCGGCGUGAUCGGCCGCGUGCCGGCCCACGACCCCGACCUCUCCGACAGCCUCAACUACACCUUCCUGCGGGGCAACGAGCUGCGGCUGCUGCUCCUGGACGCCGCCACGGGCGAGCUGCAGCUCAGCCGGGCCCUGGACAGCAACCGCCCGCUGGAGGCGCACAUGGAGGUGUCUGUUUCCGACGGCGUCCACAGCGUCACGGCGCUCUGCACCCUGCGGGUGACCAUCGUCACGGACGACAUGCUGACCAACAGCGUGACGGUGCGCCUGGAGGACAUGUCGCAGGAGCAGUUCCUGUCGCCGCUGCUGGCGCGCUUCGUGGAGGGCGUGGCCGCCGUGCUGUCCACCCGCGCGGACGCCGUCUUCGUCUUCAACGUGCAGAACGACACGGACGUGCGCGCCCGCAUCCUGAACGUGACCUUCUCCGCCCUGCUGCCCGGCGAUGGCGGCGAUGGCGGCGGCCGCUUCCUGCCCGCCGAGGACCUGCAGGAGCGCAUCUACCUGAACCGCAUGCUGCUCGCCGCCGUGUCCGCGCAGCGCGUGCUGCCCUUCGACGACAACAUCUGCCUGCGCGAGCCCUGCGAGAACUACAUGAAGUGCGUGUCCGUGCUGCGCUUCGACUCGUCCGCGCCCUUCCUGGCCUCCGCCUCCGUGCUCUUCCGGCCCAUCCACCCGGUGCACGGGCUGCGCUGCCGCUGCCCGCCCGGCUUCACCGGCGACUCCUGCGAGACCGAGGUGGACCUGUGCUACUCCAGCCCCUGCGGCGCCCACGGCCGCUGCCGCAGCCGCGAGGGUGGCUACACCUGCGCCUGCCAGGAGGGCUUCACGGGCGACCGCUGCGAGGUGAACGCCCGCGCGGGCCGCUGCGCCCUCGGCGUGUGCAAGAACGGCGGCACCUGCGUGAACCUGCUCGUCGGCGGCUUCCACUGCGUGUGCCCGCCCGGCGGGUUCGAGAGGCCCUACUGCGAGGUGCCCGCCCGCGGCUUCCCGCCCCGCUCCUUCGUCACCUUCCGCGGCCUGCGCCAGCGCUUCCGCUUCAGCGUCUCGCUCGCGUUCGCCACGCGGGAGCCGGACGGGCUGCUGCUGUACAACGGCCGCUUCAACGAGAAGCACGACUUCCUGGCGCUGGAGGUGGUGGGCGAGCAGGUGCAGCUCACCUUCUCGGCAGGUGAGACCACGACCACGGUGGCCCCGCAGGUGCCGGGGGGCGUGAGUGACGGGCAGUGGCACGUGGUGCAGGUGCAGUAUUACAACAAGCCGCACAUCGGCCGCCUGGGCCUGCCCCACGGGCCGUCCGGGGAGAAGGUGGCCGUGGUGACCGUGGACGACUGUGACACGGCCGUGGCCCUGCGCUUCGGCGGCGCCGUCGGCAACUACACCUGCGCGGCCCAGGGCACGCAGAGCGGCUCCAAGAAAUCGCUGGACCUGACGGGUCCGCUGCUCCUGGGCGGCGUGCCCGACCUGCCCGAGGCCUUCCCGGUGCGCAGCCACCAGUUCGUGGGCUGCAUGCGCAACCUGUCCAUCGACGGCCACAGCGUGGACAUGGCCGGCUUCAUCGCCAACAACGGCACCACGGCAGGCUGCGCCGCCCUGCGGGACUUCUGCGAGGGGACCUGGUGCCAGAACGGGGGCAGCUGUGUGAGCCGCUGGAACACGCACCUGUGCCGCUGCCCGCUGCGCUUCGGCGGGAAGAACUGCGAGCACGUCAUGCCGUACCCCCAGCUCUUCGGCGGGGAGAGCGUCGUGUCCUGGAGCGACCUGGACGUCACCAUCUCGGUGCCCUGGUACCUGGGGCUCAUGUUCCGGACCCGGGCGGCGGACGGCGUGCUGAUGGAGGCCACGGCGGGCGUGUCCUCCCGGCUCCACCUCCAGAUCCUGGACAGCCACGUGCAGUUCUCCGUGGCCCAUGACCCCGAGGACGUGGCGUCCGUGCGGCUGUCCCGGUCGCGCGUGACGGACGGGGAGUGGCACCACCUGCUGGUUGAGCUCAAGAGCGCCAAGGAGGGCAAGGACAUCAAGUACCUGGCGGUGCUGACCCUGGACUACGGCGCGGACCAGGGCACGGUGCAGAUCGGGAGCCGGCUCCCGGGGCUGCGGCUGCGCAGCGUGGUGCUCGGCGGCGUGCCGGAGGACACCGUGUCCGUGCGCCGCGGCUUCCGGGGCUGCAUGCAGGGCGUGAGGAUGGGGGAGACAGCCACCAACGUCGCCACGCUGAACAUGGACGACGCCCUCAAGGUCAGGGUGAAGGACGGCUGCGACAUGGGCGAGGCCUGUGCCUCCAGCCCCUGCCCCCCGCACAGCCGCUGCCUGGAGGCCUGGGACGGCUACUCCUGCGAGUGCGACCGAGGGUACUUCGGCGGGAAGUGUGUGGACGCGUGUCAGCUGAACCCGUGUGAGCACGCGGGGGCCUGCGUGCACAGCCCCGGCUCCCCGCGGGGCUACACGUGUGAGUGCGGGGCCAGCCGCUAUGGGCCGUACUGCGAGAACAGGAUCGACCUCCCGUGCCCCAGAGGCUGGUGGGGGAGCCCCGUGUGCGGCCCUUGCCACUGUGCAGUGGACAGAGGCUUCGACCCGGACUGCAACAAGACCAGCGGGCAGUGCCAGUGCAAGGAGAACCACUACCAGCCCCCGGGCCAGGACGCCUGCCUGCCCUGCGACUGCCUCCCGCACGGCUCCCUCAGCCGCGCCUGCGACGCCGCCACCGGCCAGUGCGCCUGCCGGCCCGGCGUCCUCGGCCGCCAGUGCAACCGCUGCGACAGCCCCUUCGCCGAGGUCACCGCGCUCGGCUGCCAAGUGAUCUACAGCGGGUGCCCCAGAGCCUUCGAAGCCGGCAUCUGGUGGCCGCAGACCAAGUUCGGGCAGCCCGCCGCGGUGCCGUGCCCCAGGGGCUCCGUGGGCACCGCCGUCCGGCACUGCAGCGGGGAGAAGGGCUGGCGGCCCCCCGAGCUCUUCAACUGCACGGCGGCCGCCUUCGUGGGGCUCGGAGCGGAGAACGAGAAGCUGAGCCGCAACGAGACGCAGCUGGACGGGCCGGGGGCGCUGCGGCUGGCCAAGGCGCUGGGCAACGCCACGCGGCAGGCGGCGGCGCUCUCCGGCGGGGACGUGCGCACGGCCGCCCAGCUGCUGGCCCGGCUCCUGCAGCACCAGAGCGGCCGGCAGGGCUUCGAGCUGGCCGCCACGCGGGACGCCGGCUUCCACCAGGACGUGGUUGGCGCGGGCAGCGCCCUGCUGGCCCCGGGCACCCGGGCCGUGUGGGAGCAGAUCCAGCGCGGCGAGGAGGGCGCCGCCCAGCUGCUGCGCGGGUUCGAGGACUACGGCCGCACCGUGGCCCGCAACCUGCGCCGCACCUACCUGCGGCCCUUCGUGCUCGUCACCGCCAACAUGAUCCUCGCCGUCGACGUCUUGGACAAGUCCAACUUCUCGGGAGCCUGGGUGCCGCGGUUCGAGGACGUGCGGGGGGCCUUCCCCUCGGAGCUGGUGUCCUCCGUCGUCUUCCCGGCCGACUUCUUCCGGCCGCCGGCGGGGCGAGGGGGGCCGGCGGGCAGGCCCGUCGGGGGCAAGGCCGUCCUGCAGACCCCGAGCCCCGGGCCCGGAGCCGAGAGCGAGGCCCCGCCCCGCAGGGAGAGGCACCCGGACCAGCCCGGCCAGUUCGCCGUCGCCCUGGUCAUCGUCCACCGGGCCCUGGGGCAGCUGCUGCCCGAGCGCUACGACCCCGACCGCCGCAGCCUCCGGCUGCCGGGCCGGCCGGUCAUCAACACGCCGGUGGUGAGCGCCGUGGUGCACAGCGAGGGGGCGCCGCUGCCCCGGCCCCCGCCCCGGCCCGUCCGCGUGCAGCUCGCGCUGCUGGAGACGCAGGAGCGCACCAAGCCCGUCUGCGUGUUCUGGAACCACUCCCUCACCCCCGGGGGCCCCGGAGGCUGGUCGGCCAAGGGCUGCGAGCUGCUGGCGCGGAACCGGACGCAUGUGACCUGCCAGUGCAGCCACCCCGCCAGCGUGGCCGUGCUCAUGGACGUCUCCCGACGCGAGCUCGGGGACGUCCUGCCCCUGAGGAUCGUCACCUACGCGGCCGUGGCGCUGUCGCUGGCGGCGCUGCUGGUGGCCUUCGUGCUGCUGGUGCUGGCGCGGCUGCGCUCCAACCUGCACAGCACCCACCGCAACCUCGUGGGCGCACUCUUCCUCUCGCAGCUGGUCUUCGUGGUGGGGGUCACCCAGACGGGAAACCCGUUUCUGUGCACGCUGGUGGCCAUCGCCCUGCACUACGUGUACAUGAGCGCCUUCGCCUGGACGCUGGUGGAGAGCCUGCACGUGUACCGCAUGCUGACCGAGGCGCGCAACAUCGACGCCGGCCCCAUGCGCUUCUACCACGUCGUGGGCUGGGGCCUCCCGGCCGUCCUCACAGGACUCGCUGUGGGCCUGGACCCCCAGGGCUACGGAAACCCCGACUUCUGCUGGCUGUCCCUGCGGGACACCCUGAUCUGGAGCUUCGUUGGGCCCAUCGGGACGGUUAUAAUUGUCAACACCGUGCUUUUCGUUCUGUCGGCCAAAGUCUCCUGCCAGCGGAAGCACCAUUACUACGAGAGGAAGGGGGUCGUCGCCCUGCUGCGGCCCUCCUUCCUGCUGCUGCUGCUCCUGGGCGCCACCUGGCUGCUGGGGCUGCUGGCCGUGAACAGCGACGCGCUGGCCCUCCACUACCUCUUUGCCGUCUCCAGCUGCCUGCAGGGCCUGUGCGUGCUCCUGUGCCACUGCGUGCUCAACGGGGAGGUGCGGAGGCACCUGAAGGGGGUGCUCGCCGGGCGGAAGCCGCAUCCGGACGACUCAGCCACCACCCGGGCCACCCUGCUGACGCGCUCCCUCAACUGCAACACCACCUACGGCGAGGAGCCCGCCGUGCUGCGCACCGCUCUGGGCGAGUCCACCGCCUCGCUGGACAGCGCCGGCAGGGACGAAGCCGGCCAGCAGCUCGGCGUGUGCUCUGGGCCGGCCAGGGGCCGCGGGGAGCCGGACCCACCCCUCCUCCCGAGGAACGGCAGGAAGCCCCCCGGCCACGACUCGGACUCGGACAGCGAGCUGUCCCCGGACGAGCAGAGCAGCUCCUUCGCCUCCUCACACUCGUCCGACAGCGAGGACGACAGGGCGGGGGCCCAGGACAAGUGGGACCCGGCCCGGGGCCCCGUCCACAGCACCCCCAAAGGAGACCCUGCAGCCAACCACGUGCCUGCGAGCUGGCCGGAUGGGAGCCCGGCUGGGAGCGACAGCGAGGAGCUGGCCGAGAAGCCGCCCCUGAAGGUGGAGACCAAGGUCAGCGUGGAGCUGCACCCAGACCAGCAGACCAACCACUGCCUGGACCGCCCCCCGGACGGGGAGGACGGCGCCCUGCCCAGGCCCGCGGGCGCCCCCUGCUCCCAGCCCCCUGAGCAGAGAAAAGGCAUCCUGAAGAACAAGGCCACCUACCCGCCCCCGCUGACCGAGAAGACCCCCCGGGCGCGGCUGCGGGAGAGGCUGGCCGAGUGCCAGCAGAGCCCCCUGUCCUCCCGCUCGUCCUCCCCGGGCUCCUGCGACGGCGUCCGCGGCCCCCACAGCACCGUCACCGUCACCGUCAAGGCCCCGCGCCGGGAGCCGGGGCGCGAGCACCUCAACGGGGCGGCCAUGAGCGUGUGCGUGGGGAGCGCCCAGGCCCACGGCUCCGACUCCGAGAAACCCUGA